CCUCAAUAGUUGAUAUUAAAAACUUGUCUCCCAUGUCACUGUGAAUUUGCCCAAUCCAAUUCAUUGCCGAGCUCUUUUUCUCACGACUACUCGCUGGCUAUCAACCAUAUUCCCUUGCGAAUCCCACUCGUGACUGUCGGGCUCCUCCCUAGCAUCGUCUUGUCGCGUGCAAUUCUCCCUCCGUUCUAGCCGAAGCCGAGAAAGCGUCACCAUCGGGCAGCUCUAAUCCAAAGAUCACGCCAACGAAGCUGCACUGCGCGAUUGCUUUCUUCGUUACCUUUUCAUUUAUUUGAUUUCAUUUAUAAUCUGUCAAUUGCAUUCUCUUUGACUGCUAUUUCUCCCGCUGCAACGCCUGUUAGGUCCGGCGUGGGGGGCGCGCCGAAUCUGAAGCUCCAUGCAGAGCUACCUCGGGCCACAAUGUCGGACUCUGUGGAUCGAGUCUUUGUCCAUGCCCUCAAUACCGUCAAAAAGAUACCGAGGACUGGCACAGCCCGGCCGCCAACGGCAGAAAGGCUUAAGCUAUAUGGAUUAUAUAAACAGAGCAUGGAGGGCGAUGUUGAGGGGAUAAUGGACCGGCCAGUUGGGGACGCAGCAGACGUACAAGCAGAGCGAGAGAAAUGGGACGCAUGGUAUUCACAACGUGGUAUAUCGCGAACAGAAGCUAAGAGACGCUACAUCACAACGCUUGUCGAUACCAUGCAUCGAUAUGCAUCGCAAACCGAGGAAGCUCGGGAACUCGUUUCAGAACUCGAAUUUGUUUGGGACCAGAUCAAAUAUAGCACGUCCUCUUCGUCGUCUUCAAGCCCGAUGCAGGCGAUGGGCCUUCCGAUGACAACUGAGACCUCUGCGCCGAGAAAAUAUGGAAGCAUAGAUGGCCGGAUGAGCCGCUCACCACCGGUGGAGGAUCCAGAUGAAGACCUAGCCAUAUAUCGAAGAAGACUGGGCGAUUCAAGAUUACGAGUGUUGAGUCCAGUUAGCCAGCCUGACGAGCCGGAUUCAAACAUACCCGAAGAAGAGGAAGAUGAUGAGGAUGAAGAAUUCCAAGAAGCCCGAGAUGGUACAUCAUCUGGCGGAACCACAUCAUCCCAAGAUCGUGAAAAACCCACCGCAGCAAAAACACGACGAAGACGAGCAUCAACACCCGGCAACAGGCCAUCAUCACACAACAACGCUGACGAUUGGCGACGACGCGUCGAGCAGGCCUUGACGAAAAUGACCACUGAAGUGGCUGCACUUCGCGAACAAAUUGAGUCCCGGUCAAUCUAUGCCAGUCGACGAAGAUCAAGUCUUUUGUCGUGGUUGAAAUGGCUCUUCUGGAUUGCCAUGCGACAACUGCUCUGGGAUUGUAUGAUCCUAGCUAUCAUUCUGAUCUGGAUGCGAGUCAACAGCGACCGCAGGCUAGAGCAGAAAGUGAAAGCUGGGCUGAUACAGUUCAAAAAUUGGUUAAUGACGCUCAGGAUACCGCGACGAUUACCUAAAUUCUCGCGUCUGUCGCUGCCAUGAUUUCUUUUCUUGCCUUUACGUUUCCAUGUAUAUAUUGUCUAUUUCCCCUUCCAUGAUCUAUAUACAUUACAUUUUCCAGAUGUCGGCUAUUUUAUUAAACGGGUGAGCAUACGUCGGAGUUUUUCAAUUCUUCGAUUUUAUCCAGGACAAUGUGCCAAUGUUUGACUAUGGAUAUCAGAUAUAGACCAUGAUGUGCCUAUCUAAAUAAAUUAGUACAUAUAAUGAACUUCUUGGCACGAGCGAUUGAUUCAUACGCCUUGCC
This is a messenger RNA of Talaromyces proteolyticus, 1765 nucleotides long. Its product is annotated as acyl CoA binding protein-domain-containing protein. Gene Ontology annotation, molecular function: fatty-acyl-CoA binding. Bases 418 to 1503 code for a protein of 361 amino acids. The record is from RefSeq and is a predicted model, not a curated record. Gene Ontology annotation, biological process: fatty acid metabolic process. The transcript has 4 exons. NCBI's taxonomy places the organism in Eukaryota, Fungi, Ascomycota, Eurotiomycetes, Eurotiales, Trichocomaceae.